AUGGACUCGACGGCAUCGAGAAUCCAGGCGCUGGGCGACCUAGAGUUGGCUGUCUUGCUCUGUCUAGUGGCCCAGCAACACUGUAUAAUAUCUGCUCCGAAUCUCCUGCUCGAUAGCCUUGCUCAAGAACUCCAACUAAUUGCCAACAAUCUCUUUGGCCUCACGUGUGCCGUGAUCAACUGUUCUGCCACAACCACUCUUGAUGACUUCAAACAAUCCGUUCUGGUCGACGUGCCUGACACUUCCGAUGAUCAUGUCGCAUCCUCUACCCACCUCAGUCUUCCCGCCUUUCAGCACGCCAGUUCUAGGCGGACUUUCUUCCGUAAUAACUCUGGUGCAAGCAAUGAACUUGAUGAGCGGAAGAUUGCCGACAUCAUCCUUGCGAAGGACCUGAAUAUGGCGAGCAGCAAUGUCCAGACUCAAGCUCUUGAGCUUAUCCGUACCAAGCGGCUCUUCAGUCAUACCGCCAUGCACGGUACAUCCAAGAACUUCCUCUUCGUCGCUUUGCAAGCCUCGGAAUCAAAGUCUAAACUUGGCUUCCAUCUCAAUGACAUGUUUGCCAUCUCACAUUAUCACUCGGAAGAAGAUGGUUUCCCAAAUCUUGAGGAACAGGACUUCCAAGAGCCAUUACAAUCAAACGAUGCUGCAUCGAUUUCAUCGGUCAUCAAACGCCCCUUUUCAUCUGACCAGGACACUCGCCAAUCUCCUGCUAUGACGCCUGACGAAGUUGAUCGAUUGCGUGCUGCCGUCGCGGAUGUUCGCGUAAGCGCUGAGGUGGCUGCUUAUCUACACAACAUAGUCAUCUUCAUGCGCUUGAACCGCUUCGUUGCAGGAGGCAUAUCUGCAUACGCUACAAGGCACUUCCGAUCUAUCGUCUAUGCUCUGGCGCCGUUGCACAACCUCACAUAUGCUCCUCCGUCAUUGGUCGCCCUGGCGGCGAGGAAAGUCUACGCACAUCGCUUACUGUUGGCCACGCCAAGCACUGAGAGAAGCAUGCAGUGGGGAAGCGAUUAUUCUGCAGUCGAACGAGUCUUGAAAAGUGUCACUGUUGAAGACGCCAUCGAGUCGGUACUGUCAAGUGUGGAAGCACCACUCUGA
Molecule: messenger RNA, 1098 nt
Organism: Aureobasidium subglaciale EXF-2481
Lineage: Eukaryota; Fungi; Ascomycota; Dothideomycetes; Dothideales; Saccotheciaceae
Exons: 4
Coding region: 1-1098 (365 amino acids)
Source: RefSeq, a predicted model, not a curated record